Molecule: messenger RNA, 1453 nt
Organism: Schistocerca nitens (vagrant locust)
Lineage: Eukaryota; Metazoa; Arthropoda; Insecta; Orthoptera; Acrididae
Product: pro-resilin-like
Exons: 3
Coding region: 21-1346 (441 amino acids)
Cellular component (GO): extracellular matrix
Source: RefSeq, a predicted model, not a curated record
GCCUUCUCAACCAACACAUCAUGGCCACGUUUCUCCUGUUUCUAACAUUUUCCAUGGUCGGCGUAUUGGCCGAACCACCAGUCAACCGGCAGUACCUACCUCCAGCAGGAAACGGUGGUAUCUCCACCCAAUAUGGGGCUCCCAGCACAGGCACUAAUGGAUUCAGCAAUGGAAAUGGGCUCUCGACAACUUAUGGCGCUCCCAAUGGCAACGCACUCGGCGGCACCAACGGAAUUUCCUCUCAGUAUGGUGCUCCUGGUGCUAAUGGUUUUGGGAGUCGAAAUGGAGGCCUCUCAUCCCUAUAUGGAGCACCCAAUGGAGGUGCUCUGAAUGGCAGAGCUAAUGGACUUAUCUCUGGCAACGGCUUUGGAAGGGCGAAUGGAGCUCUGUCUAGCAGAUAUGGAGCACCAAAUGGAGGUGCCCUGAACGGUGGUUCAAGCAGGUCGAAUGGUCUGUCCACCCAAUAUGGUGCUCCCAAUGGAGCUUCGAAUGGUUUGAGAGGAAGAAACGGCCUGUCGACACAGUACGGGGCGCCUAAUGGUGGAGGAAAUGGCUACAAUGGCGCGAGGAUACCGUCAUCAGUCUACGGAGCGCCAAAUGGGAACGGUGUAGGAGGUCUAAACGGGCUUGCCACGCAGUACGGAGCCCCGAAUGGAGGUCUUUUGGGAGCCAAUGGUGGCCUUUCGGCUCAGUACGGUGCGCCAAAUGGUGGAGGCAAUGGAAUAGCAGCCAAUGGGCUGUCCAGCGUCUACGGAGUACCUGGAGCUGCUGGCUACGGCAAUGGAGGAGCGUCCCAAGAUGAUCUUGCAGAACCUGCAAACUACCAGUUCAGCUACACAGUGGAGGACGCUGAAAGCGGUGUUGAAUUUGGCCACGAGGAGUCUCGAGAGGGAGACAGUGCUCAAGGUCAAUACCACGUGUUGCUGCCUGAUGGUCGCAGGCAGGUGGUGGACUAUGAAGCCGAUCAGGGCGGCUACAGGCCGACCGUCAACUACGAGGAGACUGGACUAGGUAAUGGAGGCUACGGCAAUGGGGGCUAUGCCAAUGGUGGGAACGGCGGAUAUCCCAGCAGCAAUGGAGGUUAUCCUAGAGGAAACGGUGCUUACUCCAAUGGUAAUGGUGGCUACUCCAAUGGUAAUGGUGGCUACUCCAGAGGCAAUGGUGGCUACUCCAACGGCAAUGGUGGCUACUCCAACGGCAAUGGUGGAUAUUCCAAUGGUAAUGGUGGCUACUCUAAUGGUAAUGGUGGCUACUCCAAUGGCAACGGUGGAUAUUCCAAUGGUAAUGGUGGCUAUCCCAGCAGAAAUGGCAAUGGUUUGCAGUCCUCUGGAAAUGGUCCAUACUGAUACCAGUGAAAAUGGGAUACUCUGUGGCAUCUUAUCUCGCUUAUAUUCUAUAGUUCUGUAAAUAUAUUCUGUAGAGACAUGUAUUUAUGUAUAUACUCUUAAGAACA